AUGAGCCGCUCUGCUCUGGCCCCGGGCCCGGACAAGGCCGUGAUGAGGAAGUCCUCAGACUCCUUUCUCCCGCGGGAGGACGACGAGGACUCGGUGUGUUCAGAUGAGCUGCUGGGCUCCCAGUCCCGCAAGUGGCUCACGGACAUGCUGAACGAGUUACCGGGAGACUUCCAAGGAGCGGACACGGACACAAAGGGCCGUGACGGACUGUACGUGGACAUGCACUUCCCCCUGGGGAAGCUCGAGAUGGUCUCCGGAGUCAAGUGGAGGAGACCCCCGGAGUUGUGUGCGUCCCCAAAGUUCAUUGUGGACGGAGCGUCUCGACUGGACAUCUGCCAGGGAGAACUCAAUGACUGCUGGCUGCUCUCGGCCAUCGCCUCCUUGUCGUUGCACCCAGACCUCUUCCAGAAGGUGGUUCCUCCAGGACAGGACUUCCAGCAGCACUACACCGGCUGCUUCAUCUUCAAGUUCUGGCAGUAUGGGGACUGGGUGGAGGUGUGUGUAGAUGACCUUCUGCCUUGUGAGGACCAGAAGCUGCUGUACCUCAGCUCUCCAGAGAAGGACGAGUUCUGGAGCUCUCUGCUGGAGAAGGCCUACGCCAAGUUGAAAGGCGGGUACCGGGCCCUGGACAUGGGCUUCCCUCAUGAGGCCAUGGUGGACAUGACGGGGGGCGUGGCCGAGGUCCUGACCGUGAGUGGUUUACCCACAAACCUCAGCGGCUUCCUCCAAUCACUGCUUCACAGAGCCCUGAUCAACUGUGCCAACUGCCAGGGCCCAUUAGAGCAGAAGAACCCCAUGGGAAUCAUGUUCCGACACGCUUACUCACUCACAGCCGUGGAAAAGACUGAAGACCUGCUCAGACCUCAGACCGAAGUCCUACUCAGACUGAAGACCUGCUCAGAACUCAGACCUGCUCAGACCGAAGCCCUGCUCAGACCGAAGACCGAAGUCCUACUCAGACUGAAGACCUGCUCAGACCUCAGACCGAAGCCCUGCUCAGACCGAAGCCCUGCUCACACCUCUGUGAUGUCUCCAUAG
Molecule: messenger RNA, 1038 nt
Organism: Knipowitschia caucasica
Lineage: Eukaryota; Metazoa; Chordata; Actinopteri; Gobiiformes; Gobiidae
Source: the annotation of a GenBank genome assembly